UUUUUUUUUGUUAACUUUGUGUUUGUCAUUCUCUCUCUAUCUGAUCGUUAACAAUGUUAUUAAAUUGUUUAUUCAUCUGUUUUUUAUAUGUGUCACCUUACUUUACAUCUGUGGUUUAUACCCUGCAUACAUCCUCUUCGAGCCACAGACGUAAUGAUCAACAUAUUGCCGUACUGAGGUCAGCACCAGAACCUGGACUUUUUUCUUCCGACUCUAAACAAUCCCAACCAACCAACCAUUCCAUCCGUCUAUUUAGCUUUGAUGAUCACACUCAUAUUCUCUUGGGUAUCCGUCCAAAUGAUCAUGCUACUUUAUUGAAACGUCAUGAAAGAUCGAUAGUAUUAGAACCUAAUCACCUUGUCAAAAUCGCCUCUACCGAUUCAUCAUAUAACAACAAUAAUACAAGUAUGAAUGGUACUAUCAUGGGGCCAUACAGUGUACAAUUAGAUGUUCCAAGCUGGGGUCUAUCUCGAAUAAGUCAACGUCAAUUACCCUUAAUGAAUGCUUUUGGUUACCCUGAAGAUGCAGGUCAAGGUGUAGAUAUUUACAUUGUUGAUAGCGGUGUGGAUGUCCAUCAUAGUGACUUUGAUGGUCGUGCUAUCUGGGGAGCCAAUUUUGUAAGUGGAUCGCCUGAUGUAGAUGAAAAUGGUCAUGGGACAAUUAUUGCAGGUAUUGCAGCAGGUAAACACUAUGGUGUAGCCAAGAAAGCAAAUAUCAUCUCUGUCAAGUGCUUAGCAGCGAAUGGAACUAGUGAUGUUGGUACAAUUAUAGAAGGUCUACAUUAUAUCUUACAACGAAUUCAGUCUGGACCUCAGCCUCCUCGAGCGGUGAUCAAUUUAUCCUUGGUAGCUGAAAAGAGUGAGGCUUUAAAUCAAGCAACUGAUGCAUUAUCAAGAACUGGUGCCGUCAUAGUGGCUGCUGCUGGUAAUUAUCAUGAAAAUGAUAAUACUGCAAAAAGGAAUGCAUGUCUUUAUAGUCCUUCAAGUGCCUCGACCGUUAUAUCUGUUGGAUCAACCGACGACAAGGACAAUUUUGCCACUUUUAGUAAUGAUGGAAAAUGUGUUAGCAUUUUGGCACCAGGGGCAGCAAUUCUAUCUGACACAAUGGAAAGCAAUGCACCAUCAUCAUCAUCAUCAUUAGAGGUCAAGACGUGGUAUAGUGGAACUUCUUAUAGUGCACCUCAUGUAUCUGGUGUCCUUGCUUUACUUUAUAAUCAACAAACCAAUAGAAUAACAGCUCAUACCAAUGUGACACAACUCAUGUAUUCUUUGGCUACGCCCAAUUUGAUCAAGGACGUGACGCAAGAUACUGUCAAUUUAUUGUUAUUCAAUGGUGUGGAGACUUCUCAAAUGAGUUCCAUCAUGUCAUCUACCAAACAAAAAUCAUCUGCUUGUUCUCUUCAUUCAAUGGUUUUUUCUUAUUGGACGAUUCUCUUUCUCAUUAUUCUUGGUGUACUUUUUUAAUCUUUCUAUUGAAACUCUUUGUAUUCCCC
Molecule: messenger RNA, 1492 nt
Organism: Halteromyces radiatus
Lineage: Eukaryota; Fungi; Mucoromycota; Mucoromycetes; Mucorales; Cunninghamellaceae
Product: peptidase S8/S53 domain-containing protein
Exons: 8
Coding region: 54-1463 (469 amino acids)
Biological process (GO): proteolysis
Molecular function (GO): serine-type endopeptidase activity
Source: RefSeq, a predicted model, not a curated record